Messenger RNA from Miniopterus natalensis, 2505 nucleotides. RefSeq names its product coiled-coil domain containing 178 (gene CCDC178). The record is from RefSeq and is a predicted model, not a curated record. Lineage: Eukaryota; Metazoa; Chordata; Mammalia; Chiroptera; Miniopteridae.
AUGCAUAUGCACAGAAAUGAGGAUAAUGCCACAUCACAAGCAUUGGUUCCUUUUGGCGCCCCCAAGGAAGCUGUUGAGAUUUUUUAUGAAAAUAAAAUGACAAACACUGAAGGGGUGAACCAAGGCAUUUACUUUAGUUACCCAUGUCGACGUCACAGCUGUUCUUUAGUAAAUAUUCCAGCGCCAUGUGUAAACAAAAUGAUUUCACACAUUGACGACAUGGAGUCUAAAAUACAGGAGCAUUUGAAAAAGUUUGAAACUUCUUUUGAAGAAUGGAGCAGGACUUCUGCAAAAGACCUGAAAGAAGAUUGGACUAUUGCUACACCAAUCAAAGAGGUCAAACCCAAAGAAGAGAGAGAUGAAAAGUGUCCAGAAUUAAAGCAGGAAAUGGAAACACUGCUAUCAGAGGCUAUUUAUCUCAUUAAAUGUCUAGAAACUGACCGUGCAGAAGCUGAAAAAGCUUUGAAACACCAAAAAUCAAGAAGGAAAAUGAUAAAUAUGACAAUUGACUCUUGGUCAGUCUGGAGACUUCAAGAAAUCCCGUUAGCUGUGCAGAAAGAACACGAGGCCUAUUUGAGAGAUAUCGUAGAAUUACGAUGGCAUCUUGAAGAUAAAUCUCACCAUCUAAAACAUUUUGAGGAACAAAACGCAAAAUGGGAAGAAACAAAUGCAAAGGUUCAAGCAGAUGUUGAUUACAUGAAUGAAAAUGGUCCUCUACUGAAUUCAAAGUUGACCCAGGAACUUGAAACUCUGAAGAAAUAUGAUAAAAAAAAAAAUGAGGUAUUGGAAGUAUACAGACGAGUUCAUGAAGAACUUAAAGACGCUAUAGAAAAAUAUGGAAAAGUGAAAUUGAAAGCUGUACAAAUGAGAGAAGAAAUGGAAAAAGAUAUUCAAAACGAUGAAAAAAGCAUAGAAGCCUACAAGAAACAGGCAGAUCAAUUUACCACUCUAUACCAUCACUACACUACAUUAAUUCAAAACAUUAACAUUAGUAUUACCGAGACUGAAGUGGCUGAGACUGCAGCAUUGAAGGAAACACAGACAACAACAGAUGAAUUAUUUUCUUUAACAAAAUUGCUAGAUGAAUUGAAAAGAGUUUAUGAUCAACUAUCCUGGAAGAAAAAAUGUUAUGAAAAUGAAUAUUUGGAAAUAUUUAAUAAUUUUAAUUCUACUAAAAAAUCAUGGGAGAUUGAGCUUUCUAAUGUCACAAGAGAUUUUACAGAUCUUUUAAUGGUAUAUAAUCAAUUGAUGGAAGAAAAUAGAAAAAUUGAGAUGGAUAUUGAAACCAUAGCAGGUGCAAUCAAUGAAAGUGUAAGGAAAAAAUCAGAGCUUGAGUCUGAAAUCCAAUCUUUGAUGACAAUGAAGGCAAAAAAUGAUGAGUAUCUUAAAAAUCUAUACAAGGAAGCUUAUCAUAUUGGUGCUAUUUUCCACCUAACCAAAUAUAAAACAGAGGAAUUGGAAGAACAGAUAGCAGAAGUGAGAAGAAAAUUCAAGGGUCGAGAAGAAUUCUUGAAAAGACUCACUCGAGGUGAAGUAGCCAAUGGGAUGAUGCUUCAGAAAAGACUGCUUACCCUCCAAGAAGAAGAGGUGCUUGAGAAGGAGGAGCUUCUGCAGAGGAAGGCGGUGUACUCGCUGAUCCUGGCCGAGUUGGAGGAGCCUCUGCUACAAGUUGAGGAGGAUGCCCAGAGAGUCAAAAUGUCCCACAGGGAGCAUUUCGACACACUAAGUGAUAUAAUUGAAAAGAGAGACAAAAUUAAAACCAAUGUGAAAAAGACACAGAAAAAGUUGCAAAGAAAGGGGAAGAAAACCCAAGAAGCACUAAUAGAAACUGAGGGAAAGAGCUCAACAAUUUUUAGUGAAAUAGAAUCAACUAAAUCUAAAACAGCUGUUUUUAAAAAACAAGUAAGUAAAUUGAAUAAGGACCUAGAAGAAAAAGAAGAGGCAAAGAAAAUUUUUGAUCAGAUACUGGACACUUUGAGGGAGCAAUAUUUAGCUAUAAGAUUUAAAAAGGAACAUGCACAAGCCGUUUAUGAUCAUCUCAUAAGUAAGAAAAAGGCCUGUGAAGAGAGAUUGAUUGAGGAAGAACAGAGACAAAGAACUCUCGUUACCAUGAGGCAGAAAACUCUGGCAGAUCUUAAAAGACUACAAGAUGAUUCACUAAAAGAAAACCUACGUUUAGCUCAAGAAUAUCAGAAAUUACAGAUGACUUUCUUAACAGAAAAGGACAACUUUUUCCAUCUGUAUGAUAAUCAGUUAUCACUUGAUGCUUCAAUUAGAGAUAAAAGCCAGCUCUGUCAGCUGCAAAGAAGGAUACACAGUGUGUGGCAGAAGUACCUCAAACUGGUGGUCCUCUACAGCCGCAAGAGGCUGGCCGGCUUCCAGGGAGACUCUCAGGAGAGCAUUCAGAAAAUACUAGCCGUGCAGGAAGAAUCUUCAAAUUUAAUGCUACAUAUCGUAGACUUCUUCCAGACUUUGUCAGAUGGCCUAUGUGAAAGCGAUGGUUAA